This is a messenger RNA of Penicillium hordei, 3375 nucleotides long. Its product is annotated as EF hand domain protein. The transcript has a single exon. The coding region runs from base 1 to 3375 and encodes 1124 amino acids. Gene Ontology annotation, cellular component: cytosol; intracellular membrane-bounded organelle; membrane. Lineage: Eukaryota; Fungi; Ascomycota; Eurotiomycetes; Eurotiales; Aspergillaceae. Gene Ontology annotation, molecular function: calcium ion binding; zinc ion binding. The record is from RefSeq and is a predicted model, not a curated record.
AUGUCCGAUUCGCGCUCAGGACCAGUCUCACUAGCACGAUACCGACCUAUCCUCUACCUCUUUACCGGUGUCGCUGCUGCUUAUGCGAUUCUCUACGUUCACAGUAACGUCAUUUCGCAGCCAUCAUCAACUUCACUCCGUCGUCGAAAUGCUGUGCGCCGCGCGAGACCAACCGAACCUGAAGAACCCGGGAUCGCUGAUACUCCGUCCUAUCGAGCUAUUACCCACCUUGAACAACUAGAGCGUCAGAAUGGUGUAUAUGGGACAUUUCGCAUUGAGACAGAGGAUGGGCGACGCGUGGAGAGCGGUCUUCUUCCAUCGCUCCUCGCAACACGCGACCAGCUGAUGGAAGAAGUUGGUGUCCCACCUGCUCAUGCAGAGCGCAUGCGCGAGAUGAUGGAAGAUACGUUUCUCGAAUCCUUCCUUGCGCUUGAUUUCCCCUCUGCGCACAUUCUCCCAGAAAACACCCCAGAGAGAACAUACUUGACGGAACAACUUCAACACCGAGGUAUCUCCCGAGCUGGUAUCGAAAGAGCUCUUGUCCGGUUCAACGGAGAUGUGAAUUACGGAGAGGAGCUGCGCCGGCGACGACAGAAUGGUGAACGUGUCACUCUCUCAACCUCCACUUUCCCAGACGUGACUGCGCCCCCACAAAAUCUUGACGGCGGUGAGACGGUGGUGGAUGACCAAAGUGUCUUUUCAUGGCGUGAUGGAAACAACGAUCCUUCCAAUAGGGAAGGUCAAAACUUGCUCAACCUACUUUACCACAUCGCUGAGGAUCAGGCGCGCAGGGACGGCUAUAUCCAUCGUGGAGUUACUUGCAACAGCUGCGGUGCCAUGCCGAUUCAGGGUAUCAGAUACCGAUGUGCCAACUGCAUCGACUACGAUCUGUGUGAGACGUGCGAGGCAAUGCAGGUCCACAUCAAGACACAUUUGUUCUACAAAGUGCGGAUCCCAGCGCCAUUCUUAGGAAGUCCUCGUCAAUCUCAGCCCGUGUGGUAUCCUGGGAAGCCUUCAAUGCUCCCGCGCAACCUUCCACGCCCUCUCGCCAAGCGUCUCAUGAAAGACUGCAAUUUCGAGAAUACUGAGCUUGAUGCACUCUGGGAUCAGUUCCGCUGUUUGGCUAAUUAUGAGUGGGCGAACGACCCGAACAAGUUGCAUAUGGCCAUCGAUCGCAAAACAUUCGACCGAUGCUUUGUGCCUAAUACUUCUAUCCGGCCGCCGCCUCCCAGUCUCAUUUACGACCGAAUGUUCGCAUUCUAUGACACUAAUGGAGACAACCUCAUCGGGUUUGAAGAAUUCCUGAAGGGCUUAGCUAGUCUCAACAAUAAGAGCAAUGACGAACGGCUGCGACGUGUGUUCCGUGGCUACGACAUCGAUGGGGAUGGCUUCGUCGAACGCAAGGACUUCCUUCGUGUUUUCAGGGCAUACUAUGCGCUGAGCCGGGAGCUUACAAAGGACAUGGUUGCUGGCAUGGAGGAUGACUUCUUAGAGGGUGGAGCCCGUGAUGUGGUUCUCGGUAGCCAGCCUAUCAGCUCUGCAUUCCCUGGCAGCAUCCCUUCUGGUGAACGUUCUCGUACAGGCGAAGGAAAGCACAUGAAUUCCGAAGGGGACAUGGAAAUCGUCGACAAUGAAGGAAUCUUGCGACAAGACGGAGAUGACACUGGUGAUCGACAUUUGGUCGUGGGUGAUGCUGCGGUCAGAUCACAGUUUAGCCGAAUGAGGCCAUUGUUCCCAUCUACACUACGCCUGGCACCCACCGAGACCACUCCUCGACCGUCGGAUGUCAUGGAAGGUAACCAAAAUGACAACGAAGAAGACGAAGAUGGUGCUAGCGAGACUAGUGGAUCAGACCAAUCUAGCUCGUCGGUGGCCAGUGGCAUCUGGCCCCCAGCAGAACACAUCCUCGAAGAAGAUAUCAUCGAGGCCCUUGGGUCCUAUAUUCCCGCUCGAGAAAUCACGGAUCCAAUUGAUCGGGCUCGCGUGGCGGAUGCCGUUUAUCACAGAAUGCGCGAAGAUGACCAGAGACGUGUGUUUGACGCGCGUCAGCGUGGAAUCGACGAGCGUUGGAGGCGCCGGGCUUUCUAUACGGAUGAAGAAGAUGGCGCCACUGUCCCCGAAGGGUACGAAAGGGAUCCAGCCAUCGAUGACUCCAGCGAUGAAGACCUAGAUGAAUCCGAAUCUCGCCCACCCUCUUUCCGGUCGCGAUCCUCGUCCAAAGUGCGAUUCCAGGAUGAUCUCAAUGACGACGAGUACGACGUUCGGUCUAACCCGUCAACCUCGUCACGGAGUAUUCCUGUUAGCGAGCGAUGGGGUGGCUUUGAAAUCCCAGAGAUCGAGAGGGACGUUGGGAAAGAAAUCUUGUAUCAAGUCACACAACAGGGAUUCAACGAGCUUCUAGAUAUUCUAUUCAAACCGAAAGAGGACCUUCUGAUGGAAGUCUAUCGCACGCGAGCUGACCGCAAGAUCUGGGCCCACGAAAUUGAACUCGCAGGAAAAGAGGACCCCUCAAAACGCGCCGCACCUGAGAAUGCUCCAGUUGAAGAGGAACUCGAGGAAAUUAUCAACGAUCGACCACUUGAUGAUCUAUUGCAGCGUGCUGGUUACGGAAUUCAGAGCCCAGUUUUGGCACCUUCCAAUACCGGGGCGGUAGCUCCUUCGUCGCCGGGACCCACCGCUUCGGAUGAUGAUGGCGACGAAGAUGAAUAUGAAGAAGACGAUGAUGACGACGUGCGACCAGUUCAUCUCACCGAUCCCGGAGAAGAUACUAGAUUUGGGCAAGUGCGGCCCUUUGAGGAAUCCGACACAGCAUCCGCCACUUCGUCUGAUUAUGACGAUGAUAUCGCUACUUCUCAAGCAUCUGGUGCGGAGCCAUCCAGCCCGAUUGUUGAAAACGAUACACUUUACUACGAUCCAACCCUCCCACAGCACCGUCCUGACGAGCCAUUCACGAUGGCCCCGGAAGUGAUCGAUGAAUCCGACUCCGACCUCGAAGAAUCCCCAAUUACAAACACAAACCCUGAUCUCCCUCCUCAGUUCCGACUCCAGCCCGGGACCACCUCUCUUCCCGCCCCAUCUUCUCCCCACUCCUCCCCAGAAGCCGAAGCCACGGCGCCUAAGCUUCCUCCCUCCCCUAUGCAACCACUCCCACCCCCUCACCGUGUCAAUGGCCAGCCUCGUGAGACUCCUGCCCCACGCCGACCUUCGCCCCGAACUCUAGCCCGUUGGGUCUAUUUAGACCAGGUAGAACGUGAGAACAAGGAACGUGGCAACGGUGCGAGACUGAACUUUGAAGAGUUCUCGCGCCGUAUGGCUGCUGAUCGGGGACGCCGACUGGCAUUUGUGGCCAGUUGGAUUGAGAUGGCUAGCUUUUGA